This is a messenger RNA of Myotis lucifugus (little brown bat), 3445 nucleotides long. It is a transcript of the gene DRC3, whose product is annotated as dynein regulatory complex subunit 3. Bases 600 to 2492 code for a protein of 630 amino acids. Lineage: Eukaryota; Metazoa; Chordata; Mammalia; Chiroptera; Vespertilionidae. Gene Ontology annotation, molecular function: protein binding. The transcript is spliced from 16 exons. The record is from RefSeq and is a predicted model, not a curated record.
GAAGACCCACCUACCCCCGGCGCCCGAUUGGGCGAAGGAGCAAGCGAAGUCGCCGGGAUCGCCGUCUAGCGUAGCGGCACCUCCCCUGGCCCGCCUCCGAACGAGUCUGUGUGUUUUGAUUCAUCUAUAUAUUGGUCAAUCUAGAAUCCCUACUAUUAUUGGAGAACAGGAAAGUCAAUCACUCAAGUAGGCGCAGGAAAGAGACGAGGCUAGAAAGAUCCCCGCCCAUGAGAAGUGCUGAUUGGAGGAACAUUUGUUUUCUCUAAAGCUGGUUGGUGACAGGAGUAUUUCCCCACCCAGAAAUGUUUUUACGCGACUUAUCAACUUUCACCCAGGAUGUUUACUUCUUAACUUCCCCUUAGCAACGGAGUGGCGUCUUCUGGCUCUCCUAGCAACUGAGCGGAGCGACUUUUGCGCGAACCAGCCGGGUAGCCUGCGCUUGAGAAGAUCCAGUUGAUCCCAGAUUGUUGUUUCCUAGGACAAUUCUGGAUCUGUUUCUUCCUGAGGAGGCUACUCCAUUGAGGCGCAUUCUCUACCUCCUACCUGUGGUCUUCACCAACAGAACUAUCAACAGGCAAGACAACAGGAACCCAGGGAAGAUGAACCGGCUGUGCAACUCACUGGAGCCAAGAGUGAUGAACGACGACAUGCUUAAGCUGGCUGUCGGGGAGCAGGGCCCCCAGGAGGAGGCUGGGCAGCUGGCCAAACAGGAGGGCAUCCUCUUUAAGGACGUCGUCUCCCUACAGCUGGACUUCCAGAACAUCCUCCGCAUUGACAACCUCUGGCAGUUUGAGAACUUGAGAAAGCUGCAGCUGGACAAUAACAUCAUCGAGAGGAUCGAGGGCCUGGAGAACCUCACACAGCUGGUCUGGCUCGACCUGUCCUUCAACAACAUCGAGGCCAUCGAGGGGCUGGACACACUGGUGAACCUGGAGGACCUGAGCUUGUUCAACAACCGCAUCUCCAAGAUCGACUCUCUGGACGCCCUGGUCAAGCUGCAGGUGCUGUCCCUGGGCAACAACCAAAUCGGCAACAUGAUGAAUAUCAUCUACCUGCGGCGGUUCAAGGACCUGCGAGCGCUCAGCCUCUCUGGGAACCCCAUCGCCGAGGCAGAGGAUUACAAGAUGUUCGUCUGGGCCUACCUUCCUGACCUCGUGUACCUGGACUCUCGGCGGAUCGAUGACCACAUGCUGUGUUGGUUCUGGGGCCUCUUCGGGGGGCAGGGGGGCCUGGGCGGUCAGUGUGAGACCCCGCCAGGACUGGCUCUGCGCUACCUGCUCGGAGCCACAAAGGGAUCCACAGUUUGUGGCCGCCUCUGCUGGGCCUGGGGCUCCCAAGGAAAGCUGUCCCAGGUGGGCCGGCACACCCAGAAGCUGUCCCAGGUGGGCUGGCUCACCCAGGAGCUGUCCCAGGUGGGCCGGCACACCCAGGAGCUGUCCCAGGUGGGCCGACUCACCCAGGAGCUGUCCCAGGAGCUGUCCCAGGUGAGCUGGCUCACCCAGGAGCUGUCCCAGGUGGGCUGGCUCACCCAGGAGCUGUCCCAGGUGGGCCGACUCACCCAGGAGCUGUCCCAGGUGGGCCGGCUCACCCAGGAGCUGUCCCAGGUGGGCCGGCUCACCCAGGAGCUGUCCCAGAAGGGGCAGGCGGAGAUGAAGCACCAGUUCAGCAUCGACGAGUUGAGGCACCGUGAGCGCCUGAUUCAGGCCCAGCAGGCGGGAGGAGCAGGCCCGGCAGGCGGAGCUGGGAGGAGCACCAGCCUCACCUACAAGGACAAAUUUGUCAUCAUCUGCCUGAACAUUUUCGCGUACGGACUGAAACAGCAGGAAAAGCGGAAGGUCCCAUUCCUACCCACAAAACCACAUUGUCGCCGCCACUACGUCCACUUAGCUGUGACGCCUAACGCAGGCUCUCGUCUCCAGAGUCUGAAUGCCAUCCGCGACGAGGCCGACCUGGCCAGCAUGGAGGCGAGGAUCGUGGCGUACAGCGAGGACAUCACCGAGCUGUCCAACGUGCUCAUGACGCUGGAGAUGCAGCUGGUGGAGCAGCUGGAGGAGACGAUAAACAUGUUCGAGAGGAACAUCGUCGACAUGGUGGGGCUCUUUGUCGAAAAUGUCCAAAGCCUCAUGGCCCAGUGCCGGGACCUGGAGAACCACCACCACGAGAAGCUCCUGGAGAUCGCCAUCAACACCCUGGAGAAGGUCGUCAAGGGCGAGCUCGACGAGGACCUGCCUGAGGACGUGCGGGCGCUUUUUGUGGACAAAGACACAAUUGUGAAUGCUGUUGGGACAUCACAUGACAUCCACCUUCUCAAGAUUGACAACCGAGAAGAUGAGCUGGUGACCAGAGUCAACUCUUGGUGCACACACUUAGUGGGCAAGAUUCACAAGGAUGAGAUCAUGAGGAACCGCAAGCGAGUGAAGGAGAUCAAUCAAUACAUCGACCACAUGCAGAAUGAACUGGACAACCUCGACAGUGGCGACAUUCUAGAUUAGGGGUGUCUGCCCAGAGAGUCCCUCGGAAAACACAGCACUUGGCCCUGCCAGGGGAGAGUGGGGAUUCUCAGCCCACAGCCCCCAAUGCCAUCCUUCCACCACCCCUGCACAAACUCCCAAAUGUAGACAGAAAUAAAGGCCCGGUGUCACCGAGUCUCCCUUCUUUAGAGAGGUAUCAGAAUUUCACGUUUGUGUAUGAGCAGCAGUAAGCCCGCUUCCUGAGAGCCAUUCCCCAGGGCCUGCUGUGGGCUGUGCUCCUGGCCGUGCGCCACUCCCCUGCCGGGCCAGGCGGGCUGCGGCUGCAGGGGAGGCCGCCAGUGUGGGCCGAGCUGCUCUCCUCUGGGUGCUGCGGAGGGAAGCCAGAGCGCCGAGGCGCAGCAGCACAAGGCAGAGGCUGCGGCUGCGUGACAGAGCUUGGCCGCAGGGAUGCAGAGACCCUGCGGAGGUGAAGAGCACAGGUGGGCGUCCACGUCACCCCUGCAGCCUGAGCUCGGUGUAGUGCGGGCGUGACCGUGCCUUCUCUGAGCACAAGCCUGAGAGGAGUGGCGAAGCACCUGGCGUGUGGCAGGGCCCCGGGACUGGGAGUGAGGCCCUUUGCCACUCAGCAAGCCGGUGCUCCUGAACGGGACUGCAGCUUCCGCACCCCGGGCCCUGGCACGUGGCACCCCCGCCUCCCAGGACUGUGCAGACAGCCAUGUGCUCGUCAGGGGGCCUUGCCCAGGCCGCCAGGUCUCUUCGUCCAGAAAUAAUGGGCAUUUCUACUUUCAAGAGUACAUUAUUACUUUUUUCCUGAAAUAGUAGGAACAGGUAGAAACAAUCAGCUUAGACCAAAAAGGACUCACUUUCCAAAGAUCGUUUGACUAAACACCCGGGGAAAAGCUUUUGGGCUGAGGGUCGAGGGCCCCACAGAGACAGAGUCCAUGGAGCUGUUUGUGGCCGGGGUGACGACAGGC